Messenger RNA from Saitoella complicata NRRL Y-17804, 1817 nucleotides. RefSeq lists its product as uncharacterized. Lineage: Eukaryota; Fungi; Ascomycota; Saitoellomycetes; Saitoellales; Saitoellaceae. The coding region runs from base 104 to 1696 and encodes 530 amino acids. Gene Ontology annotation, molecular function: ligase activity, forming carbon-nitrogen bonds; ATP binding. The record is from RefSeq and is a predicted model, not a curated record. The transcript is spliced from 2 exons. Gene Ontology annotation, biological process: tRNA processing.
AGCCCGUCAAUAUUGGAAGUUGCAGAACGUUACACUUUUUUUGGACAUCGAAUCGAAGGCGGCAUAUUGCAGAAGUGGACUCUUCGGAGUUCUUUACGAGGACAUGAUCACCCUCAAGGACUUCUCCCACCGUCUCGGGCCGCUUCUCCUCCGGAACGCUCAACCCGGCCAACGCUUAGGGAUGGCGGUCUCUGGCGGCGUUGACUCUAUGGCUCUGACUUACCUCACUCACCUCUGGGUGAAAGAACAGAACAUCCCCUCGAACUAUGUCACGGCGAUAACAAUCGACCACGACUCGCGACCGGAAUCAGCUGCUGAAGCUGCUAAGGUCGGCGAAUGGUGUGCUCAGUUCGGAUUUCAGCACCACAUUAUCAAGCUCGACUGGUCUAAAGCCAAAGAUGUGGCACCUACAAGAUUCGAACUGCAUGCACGACAGUUGCGUUAUGAGGCGUUGUCCCGGGCUUGCAUCGAUAAAGGCGUGACAAAGCUCCUAUUCGCACAUCACUCAGACGAUCAAGCUGAGACUCUUCUCCAUCGGCUUGCAAUGGGUUCGUCGUUUAUGGGUCUAUCAGGAAUGCCAGCAGUGGCUCCUAUUCCGUGUUCCCAUAAUAUCUACGGAGCGCAGCAUAUUGAAAUCUUACGGCCGCUACUUGGGUUCAGGAAAAGUGACCUGAAAGCGACGUGCAAGGCUGCCAAUGUCCCCUGGGCGGAAGACCCAACUAACAACGAUGCCACACUCACGAUUCGCAACACAAUACGAAAGCUAUUUGCUGAACGGGCUCAUGAGCUCCCGGAAGUGCUACAACCACAAAAUCUCGUUAAACUGUCGCAACGUCUGAGAGCUGAUGAGGACCGAGCGGAAAUAUACCUCAAAGAUCAACUCGAACUUUCGCGCCUAUGUUUUUUUCCGCAAUCCGGAGCAAUGUAUGUCACUGUUCCGCCUCAUAUCAUGCAACAAACAGAGGAUAUCAGGUUUCGCUUCGCCGCCAUCAUCGCCCAAAAGUUAACUCCAUCAGUUGGGAUGAUCAGGAAGGGGCGCCUGAAAGAGACCGUCGACCGCCUGUUCACUGCUAAGGACGAUAGGGUUUCGUUCAGGAAUCUUUUAUUUGACGUUAAAUCUACCCAGCUUCUUGGGCAACAAAUACUAUGGUUCGUCAGACGGGCACCUUUGGACAAAGAGAGCAUGAAGAAACUCGUUCCCCUACCCACGGACGGCACUUGGGAACUCUGGGAUGGACGUUGGUUCAUUCGUUUAUCCUUAGAAAAGGGAAAAACCUUACGAAACCGUAUUUGCGUGCGCUGUCUCUCCCCGAGGGACCUUCGAGCCGUUCGACUACUGAUGUCGCCCAAUGACUGGGCAAAAUGGAAUCGCUCAACUGAUCAUGCCAUGUCCGGCGAUACCCAAUUCCAGAUUCCUCUCGCCGUCGAAGUUUGUGACAAAGAGGACGGAACUCAAGAAGAGGUAAGACCCGUAGCGUUACCUUCCCUCAAUAUCCAGCUUCAACAGAAAGAGGGAAUAUUCGUGGAGUCGAGGUUCCGUGCUAAAUCAGGACAAUACGCAAACAAACCGAUACAAUUAGGAGACCCGUACAAUCUGUUCACGCGGGGUUCAAGUAUACGUAGGAAGGAGGAAAUUGUCGCUGGGUCCAGGCGCGUUAACCAGCUUCGCUCGAAUGACACAUUCUAUGGCCACUGAAGUGAUAGAUAGGAGAUAAUCAAAUUAACUGUUGUCCAUCGCCUCAUACCUAUCAUUCGUAUCGUAGCACAUGUCAUCCAAAAAGUAGCCCAAUAAAGAAAGAAUAAACGCCCGCUAUGCC